Daphnia pulicaria is the source of this 693-nucleotide messenger RNA. RefSeq lists its product as uncharacterized. Bases 110 to 616 code for a protein of 168 amino acids. Lineage: Eukaryota; Metazoa; Arthropoda; Branchiopoda; Diplostraca; Daphniidae. The transcript is spliced from 4 exons. The record is from RefSeq and is a predicted model, not a curated record.
UAGACAGCAGUGCUGUGCGGAAGCUGGGCUUGGAAGGACCGAUAGUCUACAGAGGACCUGUAAGAUCUUCUUCCGUCCAGCUCUGAUUUAUUUCUCUAGUCAUACCGACAUGAAUUUCAAAUUAAGCCAAUGCUGUUGCGGAUUUUCCCUCCGGGCCGGUACCAUAAUUAUUGGCAUCGUCGUUAUGUUUGCCGCCAUAACUGGAUUCAUCGAGGCAGCAAUUAGCAUUUCCGGUUUGAGUAUUGACGAUGGAGACCAUAUGCGGUUUUAUUUCUACAUGGGUCAGAUGAUCGGUUCCGGUUUCACGAUCUUCGCCACGGUUCCCGUUCUGAUCGCCGCCUGGAAGAAUCGCAAACCAAAUUUGCUGUCGCCUUGGCUGGUCAUCAAAUUUUUGUCCUUGGUUACAGCUGUCAUCUACUGGUUUUACUUGGGAAUACUGGCCAUACUAGCAAACGCAGUUUACUAUGGAACAAGUUUCAUUUUAGGCGCUUGCAUUGGAGGAGCGAUUUGUUCCUACUACUGGCUGGUGGUUUACAGUUACUAUCACGAACUUAACAAGGCAGACAUGAAGACCCGACCCGAAGAGAAAAAUGCGAUGCGGUAUCACAAAUGUUGAAAUCAAAUUAUUGGCAGUAAUUAUUCUUUCAUCAAGUUUGAAAAGCAGAGGUUAUAAGAUACAAAUAUGUGUGUUGA